GCAAUUGCAGGCUAGUGGAGCUCGCUCCUUCUUUGCUUGUCAGUUGCCGCAGGAAAAGGAGCGGCCGGCGCCGCCCAGCUGCGAGCCCGGGACAGAGUUCCCAUCUGCCGUGGACAACAUGGGCAAAGAUCAAGGAAGUUGGAAGCCCAACAGCAUUGGGAAAGCCACAGGUUCCUUAUCUCUGGUUUAAAGAAUUGCAGCAGUCGACAAAGAUGUCUACCACCAAAGUGCCCAUCUACCUGAAAAGAGGAAGCAGAAGGGGCAAGAAGGAGAAACUGCGAGACAUCCUCUCUUCAGACAUGAUCAGCCCACCACUAGGGGACUUCCGGCACACGAUUCAUAUUGGCAGCGGUGGGGAGAACGACAUGUUUGGUGACAUCUCUUUUCUCCAAGGGAAGUUCCACCUCCUGCCCAGGACAGAGGGCAACGUGAGUCCAGGCGGCACUAGCCAGUACAUGGUGCCCUUCGAGUUCUCGAGGACCGCUACCAUCUCGGGUUACGAGCCGCCGCCUUCAGACAUCCCCUCCCCUCUCCUCAAAAAUGCCAUCUCCCUGCCGGUCAUUGGUGGCUUGCAGGCGCUGACCCUGCCUUCUGCUCAAGCCCCGCCCAAACCACCACGCCUGCACCUCGACGACAAAGUCCAAGCUGCUCCCCAGACGAAUGACCCUGUGCUGAGUCCUCCCUGCGCUGUGUCUGCUAGGACUUCGGAACCCCUUGGCACCGCCAAUGGCAAGUGCCCGGCCUCUGUGAAUGGGUUCUCAGGGGAAGAAAAUAAAGACAAGGCUUUCAUGUCCCAUGCAGGCUCCCUGCUCUCCCUUCACGUGGACUUGGGGCCGUCGAUUUUGGAUGAUGUUCUGCAGGUGAUGGAGAAGCACCAAACGGCAGAUGUGGGUGCUCCGUUGCAGGAUUCCGGCAGACAGGAAAUCCUGACGUAAUGAGAAAGGCCGCCGGCGGAGGGGGACCUGAGACUUUGAAAGUGCAGCCUUUUUGUACAUAAGAGAGUGUUUUGCUGUUAAAUUGGGUGACUGGGGGUGCGUGUGCAGGCGUGGAUGUACGCACACACCUGUGUGAGAUCCUUUGGUGCAGCUUCACUAGUAAUAUAAUUCCUCCCAGCUUUCAAAGAGUAUGUUGCAGAAUGCAAGCUUUCCUCCUUACAACGCAGCCCUCCGUUUCGACAAAAGCUGAGAUGGGUCCCUGUCUUGUGUGCUCUUGGCAGGCUCUACACACACAAACACACCCUGCUGCUGAAACUUGUAUUGGAAGCAAAGCAAUAAAUUAAUAAGCAUCUGUUAAGUUACCCUCGUGAACCAAUGUUAUGGGUGUGGAUUCCAAAAAGCUGAUGGUUAAUAGAUGGGUUGGGGAAGAGAACCUCAACAGCAAAGAGGUGUGUGUUGUUGUACAUUCUUUGUAGUGGGAGUGGCGGGGGCGAAGUUGCGCUGCUCAUUGAUGGGAAGGGCGGCACAGCGCUCUGAGCAGUCGUCAGAGAUUGUCCCGUGCUGGAGGGAGGAGGAAGCUGUGUUUCGAGCGUUGGAAUGUAAACAGGAGUCAGGAUAUCUCAUUUAAGUUCUUAAGCUGGUAAUAUGGGGAUGUUAAUGAAUAGUUAAGGGAGACAUUCCUGUGCUGGAAUUUCAUGGGAAAAGAUUCUGAGUCAUACAGGUUGGCUGUGGCUGGUGCAAUUUAGGGACCUGCCUUAUAACACAUCACACUAUUUCUCUACCUAGAUCAGAAUCAUCUGCUCUGAUGGAUGGCAGGGUCCUAAGCAGAGAAGGUGCCUUUCCCAUCACUUGCUACCUGAUCCUUUUAACUAGAAAUGCCAAGAUCUGAACCUUAGUCCAUAGUUAAUACCAUUUCCAUUUCCCCUGUGUGUGUUUCUCCUUCUCUGAUGGAAGAAAGAUUGGUUAUUUUACCGGGCAACACUCCUCGGUGGUGACCCAGCAGCCAACACAUAGAGAGGACUGUGGUUUAGCUAUGGAACACCUAUUUUGCAUUCAGAAGAUCCCAGGUCCAACACCUGGCAUCUCCAGGUAGGCAUGGGAAGGACCUGUGCUUGAAACUGCCGGGAGCCACUGCCCGUCCCUGAGCUAGUUAAACCCAUGUUUUGAUUCAGGAGAAGGCAGCUCCCUAUGUCCCUAUUGGAAUCCACCCUUUAUUCAGAAUCAUGAGGACUGGAAUCUUACUUUCUUUUUAGCAGAAGGGCUGCAGUUCAGUGGCAGAGCACAUGCUCUGCAAGCAAAAGAUCCUUGGUUCAAUCAAUCCCUGGCAUCUCCAGGUAGGACAGGAGAGAGAGACCAUCGCCUGAACUUCAAGAAAGUUACUGCUUGUAAGUGUGGAUAACAGUGAGUGAGAUGGACCAAUGGUAUAAGGCAGCUUCCUGGAUUCCUGUUACAGUAGAUGGUUAUACUGUUCAGAAGAGAGGGUUGCCUACUGGUUGCGGCUCUCCUCUUUUGGCCGUUCCUGUGCUUGGUUUUUCCUGCACCAUCCUGGCUGCUUCUGUAGUCGGCUGUCCAGCAAAGCAGACAAAGCCCCAUUUCAGCAUCUUCAGCGGAAGAAUAAAUAGAGGCUUGUUAAGCUAACAAACCAUGACCUGGCAUUGUCCCCAGGCAACUGGCUGUUUGGCAGCCGUUUCUUAUCCGGACCAUCUGUCGCUGCAAAGGCCGCUUCGCAAGGGGACCCUGUCAGGAUGCUAGGAUGCUGUCAGUCCCACGGCACACGACAAAAGGUGGGGAUGACUCUCGAAUAGGGUCAGGCUCCGCCAAGAAAGCCAUUUUCAGCGUCCCAAGCGACUUUUGGGCAGAGACUGUUGUUGCAGCUUCUUUGGAGCAUCUUUGGCCUCAAGCCAAGCCUAAAAAUCUCUCCUUGGUAGCAUGGCUUCCUCGAGGACUGCUCUCCAGAUGCGUGCUGGGUUUGUUCCAGGAAUUGGAUACUCCAUUCUGUGGUGUUUCACUGCGGGUUGCCCAAAAUUCACUAGAAAGCUGUGUUGGAUUUAAACAAAUUCAAAAGGGGCCCUGAAUUCGAAUAUUGUGAAUCUUUAUUUUUAUGUCCCCCAAAGCUAUUUAUGAUACAGCACCAGCAACUUAUGUCAGGGAGGGGUGGGGAGCCUUGGGCCCAGUGGCCAAAUGUGGCCCUCAGAGUUCUCUGCCUGGCCCUCAGGGCCUUCCCAGGACUGGUGGUGCUUUGCACAUUUCCUCUGUUUUUGCUUGACUGAAGUGUGUCUUCGAACACUGAUGAUGCUUCCCUCUUGCUUAGCCAGAGAACGUGGUGUAGAAACUGCAAAGUAACAUUUCGAUUAGUUGCUCUGGCCACUUUUGCUUCUGGCCCUGCACACCUCAAGCACGUGGCCCUUGGAAGGCUUCCCAGAAGGGGAUGUGACCCUCAGGCUGAAAUAAGGUUCCCCAUCUGUGCGCUGCGUAUGAACUGUUAAAAACAGGCAUCCCCAAACUGCGGCCCUCCAUAUGUUUUGGCCUACAACUCCCAUGAUCCCUAGGUAACAGGACCAGUGGUUGGGGAAGAUGGGAAUUGUAGUCCAAAACAUCUGGAGGGCUGAGGUUUGGGGAUGCCUGGUUAAAAAGAAGGAAGCAGAUGGGUGGUGGUGGGGUGGGGUGGGGGAGACAAACAGCAUGAAGGGAGGAGGGAAUCCUAGAACUGUAGAGCUGGAAGGGACCACAAAUGUCAUCCAGUCCAACCCCCUGCAAUGCAGGAAUCUUUCACCCAAUGUGGAGCUUGAACCCAUGACCCUGAGAUUACCCAUGACAACUGAGCAAUCCACAGGGGAGAGGCAAGGCUGAUGGGUAAAGCUAAUACAUACAUGUGUGCUUAGUGGCUGCUUUCCAAUGAAUAUUGGAGGAUUCGGGACAGACAAAAGAUGGUACUUCUUUAUGCAGUGCAUACCGGUAGUUAAACUAUGGAACGCACUCCCACAGGAGACAGUGGUGGCAACCAUCGCGAGUAACUUGGGAGGACUGGACCAAUUCAUCAUGAGGUCAAUGGCUUCUAGCCACAAUGGCUGUGUUCCACCUCCACUGUUAGAGGCAGUGUGCUUCUGAAUAUCUAGUUGUCGGGAACUGGGCAAAAGAUUCUAGCAUAGCAGGGGGUUGGACUAGAUGACCCCCGUGGUCCCUUCCAACUCUACAAUUCUAUGAUUCUAUGAAUCACAAGUAGGGAGAGUGCUACUGCACUCAGGUCCUGCUGGGCAGCUUCCCACAAGUAUCUGGCUGGCCACUGUGAGAGCAGGAUGCUGGACUAGAUGGGCCUUUGGCCCAAUCCAAAAGGCUGUUCUUAUGCUUUAGGGUGUGCUAUGGGAGAUCCAGGUUUGUUUGUUUCCCCCCAGUUUUACAGUGGGAGGGAGAAACCCUUUGGAAGCACAAUUCUGGGGUUUGGGGAGCUUCAAUUUCCCAUUGCAAAUGGCUCUCUUGAAGUAUCUCUUUGCAGCUUUAGUGAAAAAGCAUAGGUACCCAUAUGUGGGAGGAAAUCGCCACAGGGAUGAGAGUUAACGCCUCCUCUGCUCUGCCAGCACUGCAGUCCUGAUCAGAUUCGGGCUCCCCUGCAACUGAUAUUAAACUUAUUUAAAAACA
Messenger RNA from Zootoca vivipara (common lizard), 4571 nucleotides. RefSeq names its product CDC42 effector protein 2 (gene CDC42EP2). Gene Ontology annotation, cellular component: cytoplasm; cytoskeleton; plasma membrane. The record is from RefSeq and is a predicted model, not a curated record. Lineage: Eukaryota; Metazoa; Chordata; Lepidosauria; Squamata; Lacertidae. Gene Ontology annotation, biological process: positive regulation of actin filament polymerization; positive regulation of pseudopodium assembly; regulation of cell shape. Gene Ontology annotation, molecular function: small GTPase binding.